UAAGCACCCGUACACGCGUUAUCACUUAUUAUUUACAUUGAAUCAUUCUCGUAUCGCGAGAUUUCAUCUCCAACACUCCAAAUGCGGAGAGAUUAAAGUGUCACCAUGAGAUAAACACCUCCACAUGAAAAUCUCCUCUUCGAGUCAAUGUCUUUUUACACUCUUCUCACUCAGAUCAGUCUUCGUGUAUCAUUUGAAGUGAGAACUACGCGUGGUUGGAUCAAUUUAAGCCAAUUUACUCUGUUUUUUGCGGAAAUUCUGAUCAAUUUGAUCAUUUUUUGCCAUGUGGAAGAUACUUGGGGGUGUUUUUGUGAUAAUCUUCCUGCAUGUUGCAGCAGAAGACACCCCCACGAGUCCUCCUACCCCACUUGAGGUGCCGAGAAUUCGAAAAUCCCCUCCAAAUAAAUAUUUAGCGCACAUUUUCACCAAAUACGGAAGUCGUGGUGAAAUUUCUUUUGAGGGGCUUGAGCACUUGAUGCACAGCUUAGGACUUGGAGGAUUGGAAUUUGGCCCGGAGCACACAAUUGAUGAGCAUCUUGUGGCAUCAACGGAUGAAGAUGAUGGAGAUGAUGCAAAAAAUAUUGCUGAGAAUCGGAACGAGAUAAGGAAUGAUUUGUGGCAUGGCGUCUCCUGGCCAGAGAUGACAUUCAAGGAAUUGCAUGAUCCCAAGCACCGACACAGACGUCAUCACGUAGAAGAAGAGACCAACACCUGCCUAUCGCCAUUACGUCUUGUUGAGGCUGUUUUGGGUAGCAAACGCCUCCCGUACCGCGGUAGGUACAUCUCUGAGCAUCACAAUGGCGAGGCGUUUGUGGAUUUUGCUUUUUCCCACCUGAAGAUCACCCCGAUGGAAUUUAUGGAAAUCUGUCCGGCUCUUGUGGCACAAAUUGAUCAGCACGCCUGCCCUGUGGGGCAUCCACAUGAGGAGAAGGUGGUUGAUGAUGAAAUGACACGACUAAGCCCCAUUCUGGCCACUGUGGCCAUUCUCGUGAUCUCCCUCUGUGGCCUCGUUGGCAUUGCUGUGGUUCCCCUCAUGAAGUACUCAGCCUACCAGGAUAUUCUCCAUUUUCUCGUUGCUCUGGCUGUUGGGACACUCGUUGGGGAUGCCCUGAUGCAUCUUCUGCCGCAUGCCUUUGAAGCCCAAGAAGAAGCCACGGGGCACAAUCACUCAUCAACGUGGAUUUGCUUUGGAACCUUCAUGAGUGGCCUCCUAAUGUUCCUCCUUGAGAAUCUUCUCUCCCUCGCUGGUGGAGGACACUCCCACGGCAGCUCCGCAGAAGACCCACCAAAACCCGAAAGUAGUGAAGAAAUUGAACUAAAUCCCCGAAAGAAGCCCAACAGUGAGAAACCCCUCACUCCCCUCGCAAUAAUGGUCAUUCUCGGUGAUGGUUUGCACAAUCUCACAGAUGGUCUAGCAAUUGGUUCCUCCUUUGCUGCAGAUCCCAUCAUGGGGAUGACAACAGCCUUUGCUGUACUCUGCCAUGAACUUCCACACGAAUUGGGGGACUUUGCCCUUCUCCUCAAGACCGGGGUCACCCUAAAACGCGUCAUAAUUCUCAAUAUAAUCUCAUCAGCCCUCAGCUUCAUCGGCAUGGGCAUUGGGCUCUUCCUCAUCUCCCUCAAUACGUCCCUCAUAAAGUGGAUUUAUGCCUUCACAGCGGGAUCAUUCCUUCACAUUGGACUAGCUGACUUGGUACCUGAACUCACGCAUGGGGCUCCCUCGAGGAGUCUCAAAAGUGCCCUCAUUGCCAUUCUAGGUAUCCUCACUGGGGGACUCAUAAUGCUCGUAAUUGCCCUCAAUGAGCACAAACUUGUGAUGCUCUUCAACUGAUUUUGCGAAAAUGAAAAGGACGCGUGCGACGCCAUUUUGUACCACCAUAAUGAAAAUUUGUAAAUAAACGGUUUUUUUUAUUAAAA
Molecule: messenger RNA, 1917 nt
Organism: Lutzomyia longipalpis
Lineage: Eukaryota; Metazoa; Arthropoda; Insecta; Diptera; Psychodidae
Gene: Zip71B
Product: zinc transporter ZIP6
Exons: 3
Coding region: 284-1831 (515 amino acids)
Biological process (GO): zinc ion import across plasma membrane; intracellular zinc ion homeostasis
Cellular component (GO): membrane
Molecular function (GO): zinc ion transmembrane transporter activity
Source: RefSeq, a predicted model, not a curated record